AAUCCGCUGGUACUUUCCCACACCUUACAGGAGCUGCUGAGCAAGGACACGGUGCAGGUGGAGCUGAUCCCAGAGAAAAAGGGCCUCUUUCUCAAGCAUGUGGAGUAUGAAGUUUCCAGCAAGGUAAUGCUGUGUCUCGCUGGUGAGCGGAGGGAUCCGUGAGAGCUGUUUUCACAAAUCCUUUUGGUAGGGCCGGCACCUGAUCGCAGAUCCCUCAGGUGAUCAGCUGUGUGAGUUUUAGUCAUCAGCCGGAUAACUGCAUCUGAGGAAAAGACACACCGUAGCAGUAGAGCAGGGGCGCAGACUCCAGACAGGCCUGUUUCCAUCCUGUUUUCCCACACCUCCUUUUCCCACCUUCUCCAACCACUGCUUGUCUUCUGGUUUCCUGUUUUUUGUGUCUUUUGCUUUCCUGUUUUUCUCCGUUCUAAAAAUAAUAUAAUGAAAAAGAAAUGCUUCCCGAAGGCCUAGUUUCUGGCUAGUGCUCUUAAGCUAAACCAUCCUGGUGAUUUUGGUAGUUUGGGCCUUUCCACCACUGGAAUGCUGUCUCUGAGAGCAUCUCUGAAAUUCGGCCCUUGGGCUGCAAAGGAGGAAGAGCAAAGCAUCCUUCAUUUGCUGCAUGCAGGUGGAAAGCCCCUUCUAAUAUGCUGCCACCCGCAUCAUUUUGCUUCCACAGCCUAAAAACAAAAGACGUAUGUCUUAUUUUUCCUUUGGAGGAUUGUGGGCAAAUAGGUUAAUUUGGAUUCCUAGCUCUGAGGCAGGAAUCGGAACUCUGAUCUCUGGGCCAGGAAUUCGUACUCUGAUCCCACAUCCUCCACUGCAGACAGCAAGGAGAGAACAACGCUGGCUGGCUGGCUGGCUGAGGUCAUGAAAAUGACUCUGAAGAGGGGGUAAAGGUGGUAGGGAGGGGAGGACGCAAGAGCAGCCAGGAUUGGAAGCAUUCUGACAGUGCUCCAGCUCCUUCCCCUGCAUGUCUCCUCUGCAGUCUGGCAGCCAACCUAGUUAAAACGCAGAGUGGGACAUGCAGGGAGGCAAAGAUCACCUCCGUUCCUUUGCCGCCUCUGCUCAGGAUGCCCAUAAGCCUCUGAGUUCAGGGGCUUGGGAGUAUCAAGGGUGCAAUCCAUAGGAUUGUUUCCUUAAUCACUUAAUUUCCUUGUGUGUGUGUGUAAGUGUGUGAGAGAGAGGAAGGGGGAGGGAGAAGUGGAGAACAACCAGGACUUAAAAAUAAAUGGAUCUUUAAAGUUCAUUUUGGAUUUUUAGAACCUAAAUGGUUUUUAACCAUAUAUGUUUUCAAUUGCAAAUACCAUGCUCCUCUGGAAAAAUUACUAAGAAAUAUUAAAUAAUCUAGAUAUCGGCCUCUUAGCCUUAGAGUUAAUCUCUAAAUGCCCAUCAGUGCAUCUACCAGAUAUAUUAAGUUAAAGGAAGUCUUUUGUGUAAAUAAAGGACCAUUCUGAUGAAUUUUUGAAUAUGAGCAUUUAUAUCCUGCCUGCCAAAGAACAAGCUUGGAAGCAUCAUGUGAUGAAAACAAUUUGCUUCGUGUCCAGUAAGUAUCAGACCUUCCUUCUACCAGUCAGCCACAGGCAUCUAAUUUUUAUUUUUAUUUUUUUUGCUGCUUUUUUUAAUGCAAGGAGCUGCUCCAAGGCAGAGUGAGGCAGAAACAAGGAAAAUACCAAAUUGUGUGUGGUGUGUAGUUUUCUGUCCAUUCCUAAUCUCACAAACUGUCAUGAGUGCUGCUCUUAAGAAAAACCCUGAGUGAGAAUAUUCUGAGGAACAUGGCCUGGUUCGCAUGGCACAGCACCUCAGAUUUUUAGACAUGAUGAGAUAUUGUGAGAGGGGCAGUGUGUUAGUGCAGGAGGCAAGAGCAGCUAAAAACUCUGUCCCUGGGUUGUCGGGCAUGAUGUGUGAACAAGGAACUCUGGGCUCAUUUCUCCCCUGACAAGCCAGAUUUGGAAGUGUUUUGGAGGUUUUUACUGCAGUCAGUCACCCAUCAGGAUAAACAGGCCAUUUUGCACUUUGAAAAUCAGUGUGCCAUUCAGGCAGGGGCAACUGGCUGCAGUAAAUCUUUCAGAAUAUGACUCUGUGCACAUUUCUGUGUGAUCCCUACUAUUGGUGUCUCGGAUUUGCAACCCUGCCCUCAGCAGCUUGCUACUCUGCCAGACAAACAGGACUCUCUCUCUGCAUAUCUUAAUAUCUCUCCCCAGUGUAAAAACAUUUCUCAGAUCUCAAAUGAAUUUUAGCAGAUAUAAUCAAGUUGUCUGAGCACGGCAUUCUUCCCUAGUGUGGUGUAUAAGCCAACCUGGAUUGGCUUACAAGCCACCCCAAAUAGCCAUGGCUUGUGGUAGGGUUUAAUAAAUCUACCUUACUGUUUUGCCUGAACCCAGGCGACAGUGUAAACCACAGUCAAGCCUAAAAUCCAGAGAACCCCUUGGGCAAGGGUGGCAGGUAAGCUUGCUGUCAAAAUGCCCAAGCAGCUGGGAACGAUUCACCUGCCCCAUCACAGUGGGGGCGCAUUUCAAAACCAGAAAUGCUUGUGCAGGGAGGCAGGCUUGUCCUCUUAAAUUCCAAGUCUUUGCCUUCCCCUGGUUCCCCCAGGGUUCCCCCAGGUUUGGCUGCUUCCUGAGGCAUGUGCUUGGGGUAUCUUGCAAAGCCAAGCAGACUGCCUGGGCUCCCUACUUUCCCCUGAAAACUCCGGGGGAGUAUUAAGGGCGUGUUCCCCAAAACACUUUUUUUUUACAAGUUCUUGGGUGGAUGUUUUUUUUGUUUUUCUGGUAACACAGAGGCACUUAAACAUGGAGCUGCUGGCUUGCCACACAGAAGAGGCAUCUCAGAGUUCCUUCAGCAUUCCUGGGGAGACCUUAUGAGGGUGAGGUUGGGGAAGAGCAGGGACAGUCUGCCACAGCGCAUCGUUGAAAUUCCCAAGAGUUGUGUGACCCCAGCCAGUUCUUUACUUCCAUGUGAGAGUUCGGUUAUCCUCUGACUCACCCUGUGUUCAGGGUGGCUUACAAGAGGCAGAACAAUCGAAUCAUCUUGUAUCUUGGACCGGCUUGUUAAGAGCACACUUUUCAAAACGGGAGAUUAGGUUUAAUUUAUGAAAUUGCAGGCUGACCUGAACCACUUGGAACGACUGGCGAGCUUGUCGGACUGCCCUCCCCGGCUGUUUGAAAAGUACUGUUGCCAAGGCAGAUCACAAGUUAAUAUUAACCUUAAUCGGGAGCAGCAGAAUGAGGCAAGGCCUGCAGAUUGAGGAAAGGGGCUGCCGUGUUAUCUCUGGAGUGGCUCUAAAGCGUGUGAUCCAUUGGACUGAUGACAAAGUUGAUCUUUUCUGGGGCCUGCAAGCAUAAAAGUCCUGCUUUCUACCAAGGGCUGCUGCUGUUGGCAGAAGCACAGCGCUUCAGGUGCUCUGUGUACAGGCGGUACAAUGACUUUGUGGUCUUCCACGAGAUGCUCCUUCAGAAGUUCCCGUACCGGAUGGUCCCUGCCCUUCCCCCUAAAAGAAUGCUAGGCGCUGACCGAGAGUUCAUUGAAACAAGGCGGCGUGCGCUGAAGCGUUUUGCCAACCUGGUGGCCCGGCACCCUCCAUUCUCAGAAGAUGUGCUUUUGAAGCUUUUCCUCUCCUUCAGUGGGUCGGAUGUGCAGAACAAGCUGAGGGAGCUGGUCCAAGGUGUGGGAGAUGAAUUCAUGACGUGUAAAUUAGCAACUCAGGCCAAGGAUUUCCUGCCAGCUGACAUCCAGGGACAGUUUGCUGCCAGCAGGGAGCUGAUCCGAAACAUCUACAACAGCUUUUACAAACUGCGGGACCGAGCUGAGAGGAUAGCCUCCCGAGCAGUUGACAACGCCUCCGACCUCCUUCUGUUUGGCAAGGAACUCAGCGCGUUGGGCUCCGACACGACCCCACUCCCUUCCUGGGCGGCCUUGAACAACAGCACGUGGGGCAGCCUGAAGCAGGCCCUGAAGGGCCUCUCCGUGGAAUUUGCACUGCUGGCGGACAAGGCCGUGCAGCAGGGUAAACAGGAAGAGAGUGAUGUGGUGGAGAAGCUGAACCUCUUCCUGGACUUGCUCCAGUCCUAUAAAGACCUGUGCGAACGGCACGAGAAGGGGGUCCUGCACAAGCACCAGCGAGCCCUGCAGAAGUACAGCCUGAUGAAGAGGCAGAUGAUGAGUGCCUCCGUGCAGAACAGGGAGCCCGAGUCCGUGGAGCAGCUGGAAUCCCGCAUCGUCGAGCAAGAGAAUGCGAUUCUGACCAUGGAGCUGCGCAAUUACUUCUCCCUGUACUGUCUGCACCAAGAGACUCAGCUGAUCCACAUUUACCUUCCUCUCACCUCUCACAUCCUGGGGGCUUUCGUCAACUCUCAGAUCCAAGGCCACAAGGAGAUGAGCAAAGUCUGGAAUGAGUUGAAGCCCAAGCUGAGCUGCCUCUUCACGGGAUCCGGCACACUGCCCCUUGUGUCAUCGCCAGCCCAGGGGGACUGCCUCUUUUCCAGUUAAUGCUCCGGGACUCUGUGGGAUGGCAGGAAGGCCAGCGAGCGCCUUGCAUAUACGAGAGGUUGGAAGUAUCCUCCCAGCACCCUGAUUGGUGUUCUCAUUCUCUCCCCCUCUUCCCCCGCCUCUUUCUCCUGCUUUGGGCUGCACCAUGAUUUAUGGGCUGCUUGGGAAUGCGACGGUGCAAAGAGGAAGGAGAGAACAUCUCUCACCUUUCGAAUUAUUUUGGUUUGCAUUUCAAAGUGCCAUGGAGUGUGGAACGAAUUUCUUUAUCCCAAGAGCUUUUUGCAGUGCUCCACCUGAAUGAAUAUUAGGUCUCUUGCCAAUAGCCCUAUCCUCUCCGAUUAACCUUUCCCAAACAUACCAUUUCUCCUUGGCUUGGCAGGCAGCUCUCUCCCCUGUCCACUGCACUGACAAAAUGCGUCUUUUUUAAAGUGAGGGACCACAGCUUAAUGGGGAGAGUCAGCACCUUAUCGGCAGGUCUUGGGUUCAGUCCCAGCAUCCCCAUUAAAUGGCACCGGCAAUGGACCAUGGGCAGGGCCUCCCUCUCUGCAACCCCCACAAGCCACUGCCACCCACAACGGGCAGUCCUGGACUAGAGGGAUGAAGAGGCCAGCCUGGAAUCAGCCACCUCUUCCUGUGUUUUGCAUUAAACAGCCCCAUUCUUGCAUCUGGUAGUGUGCCAAGGCAGCCUUCCCACACCUGGCGCCCUCCAGGUGUGCUAGAGAAGGCCCACCCUCCCUGGCUGGAGUGGCCCUUGGGGUCUUGGGCCAGUUCAGGCUACCUGCGAUGAGGAGGGAGCGGCCCCUGUGACAGACGCCUGGGACACCCAGAAGCCCCUGCUGGCGUGGCUGAUCGUCCAAAAUGCCGCGAGUGGAAGCCCAACCCCCCGCAGAUCCGUUUCCAGCCCACCCACCUUUUGACACGUCAGCAGGCUGCGUCAUGGGCGAGGCUUGGAGCCUCCGGUGCCCUCCUUUUCUUACCUGGCCUACCAGCCACACGGGGGUCUGAACAGGUGGCUGCUUGAGCCGACUGUUUCUGCAUACAGCGCUUGUGUGUCGACAAGCCUUUUGCACACAUUUCUGCUUCUGUCAGUACACUUGUGCCAGGGAACACACCUGAGGGGGCCGUGGGUGGCCGCAGCCUUUUGGAAAGCCAAACAUAUCAGUUGCACACUGGUAAACUCCCACCUGCCUGAGGGUUAGAAAUAUUGUUGUUCCAGAGAAAAUACAGGGUGCAGAAAAAGUAUGGCGGACAGACAGACUUUUUAAGGACUAAUGCAAAUCUGCAGAGAAUUGAACUUUCUGCAGGCAGAUGAUAGGCAAGACUCUAAAGCUGGCAAUGGCUGGGUGGUGAGGUCAUUUAAUGGUCAAUCAGAAAGUCUCCCCAGCUGCUGACUCUUCCACGUGGAUGCCUGAACUUAGUGCACUGAAGUGCCACUAUACAACUGCAGAACUUUUUAAAGGCAUAAAAUGAAAAUUUUCUUUCCUGAAAAAUCUCAGUGUACAGCUGGUCCAACUUUGUCCAUUUCAAAUAGAGCUAAGUUGCAUAGAAAAAGAUUUGAAAAUGAUAUUUAUAAUAUUCGUAAGUGAUUUACUUUAUCUAUUUCAGUGUUUGCUGUUUAACUCAUCUUGGACUUUAUAGUCCUAUCUGGAUAUGCUGUAGAUGUAUGGGUUUUUUUCAUAUUUUCUGCAUUACUUUGAGAGAUCUUUUCUGUAUUUUUAUUUUUACUGGUGUGCAACUGAUACUAUUUUGCCAGUUUGGCUAUGUCAUCCUCUGGUCCAGAAAACCUGUCUUUCUUUUUUGCUCAAGAGCAUGAUACAGGGAUCACUUUGAAAGAUUACAGGCACCAAACAUUUGUGAAGUGUUUGCUCAAUUCUUGCCUCCACUGUCACAAGACGUAUGUGUGUGAGAACACAAAGAUUGUUCAUGUUGACAAAUACAACAGUAGGGAGCUGCAUCCUUUUUGAGAAGCCCUGAUGUGGGAAGGAACAAAAGCCCUUUCUUUGACUUUGGAGGUGUGCAUGUAAGCACAGGGAUGUGUCUCUCUUCCCAGCCUUCCUUUCACUUCAUCUAAUGUAGCUUGUUAUACUUCCAAGUUUGGGUGAAGACAGAUCAAACACCCACACUCAAAGUGGUCGCUUCAUUCCAGCUCCGAGAAAAUUGUCCAAGUUUGCAGCAGAACCGGGGCUUCAGUUUACACUAGGAUACCUCUGUGAGUCCCCCCAGAAUAUAUUAUUCUUUCUUUGCUUUUGUAAAGGUGAAGGAUACAUUUAUAGCCAGGUUAAUGUGAGCUUGCUACUUUAAAAAAUACAAAAAACACAAGGUGGUUCACCUGUACAAUACAGGUGAUUAUGGAGAAGUCCAUUGGAAGAAAUGUUCAAAGUGUUGGCCUGCGUUUCUGUCUUGCAGCUUACAAAGCUGAGCUCACACUACAAAGAAGGAAUCCUUGGGGACAUCUGUCUUCACCCAUGUGCUUUCCUGAGGGGUAUUUUAUUACCAACCCUCACACCCCAAAGGGAAAGCAAACCUAGUUCCUUCUUAAUAUACUGUGGGUGCAAUUCUGUGCCCAUUUAAAUUGAGAAAGGAGGCCAACAACUCCAGUGCUUGGAGUUGAAAGCGUUUUUUCUGUCCAAACAAGUGCGAGGUUGUGCUUUUUGUGAUGUUUCUUGGGAUCCUAUUUUAAAACAAAGGCAAAUAUAACUUGUAUUCCUUUUACCCAUGUACCAGUCUUCCUGCUAAUGCUAUGGUAUGAAGUGUGUGUUUUUAAAGCUCACCUCUGUGUCCCUUCUGAAUGGACUGCCAAGAUAAUUUCCCACCAACUCUUCCUUGCCUGGCUUUCAUUCUUUUCGAGGCAGCUUUUUUCUUCUCUCAUGGAAGCUGCAUACAGACAUUCCAGCUCUGUCCCAGCUGCAGGGGAGAAACUCAGACCAGGGCAAGGACCACACCAGAUUCCAGCUCUGGCUUGGGGGACUCGCCUCUUUAAGGCAAAAUGGAUCGCUCUGCCGGGCCUUGGGGGCUCUCUCCUCCUCGUAUGUUCCUGAAGGGAUGUUGGGAGCGAAGACAAAGCCGGCUGCAACCAGCCCAGAUGCUCAUGCUGUGCAUGUUUCUUCUUGUUUGUAGCAGAAAAACUGACCUGCCUUUUUGAUAUGUUAAUACAGAAUAUUUUUGAAAACUUUUAUUAUACAGAUUAAAAGUAUCACUCUGUUUAAUUAGCAUUUCAGUUAGCAGAGCAGUUAGAUGUGCUAGCUGUUCCAAGCCCAGGAGAGGCUGGGCCCUUCUCUGCCCCACCGACAUGUGGUUGCUUGGCCAAAUUGGCUUGCUGCAAAAGGGCUGGGCACUUACUUUUGGCAUGCCAGGGGCACAGUUCAGGUGGCACCCCAGCAGAGGUGGCCUGGCACGUUUACUUAGUGGAGGCUUGCCACUGCCGGAAGGGCUCUCCAUCCACGGAUACGGACCACCAAAGCUCACUGUGUUCCAAUGCGCACGCACACUGCCAGCUACUAGCGAGCCCUUCUGCUGCUCAAGGUCCAUGGAAAGCGUGGGUGUUGCCUCUGCGUUCAUCAUUCCCACUGGGCAGCAGAGCCAAAAGCCUGGCGGCUGGUUCUCCCAGAGCUCGCGUGUCAGAGCGUCUACCAUAAUCUGCUGCUGUGUGCCAAGCUUUUUGCAAAAGUGGCUCCUCGGUGCAGAACUGCGGAAGUCUAGAAGAAAGAGCUCGAUGGCUUCUGCAUGCCACCAAGUGAGAGUCAAGUGCUCCACUUCCAAAGGACGGAACUGCCAGACGUGUCCUGCAUGGUCUGCAAACCGAAAGGAAAGCACCCACAGCCAGCUUCUGACAUGUCCUCCUUUGCACAACUCCUUGUCGGCCUUGCUCCCACACGAGUGCGUGCAGCACUGGACUGCAGGGUUCUGAUCGUCGACAUGUUUACUCUGAGGUAAACCCGCCAGGACCAGUGGGGUUUACUCCAUGUGCAGAAAGUCAUGCGGCAUGUAUACAAAUGGGAAAACACUCCUCAGUACGUUUAGGAUCGGGAUCUAAGUCUCUCCAUGUUUCCUUUCCACUUAGCCUACUCACAAAAGGCAAAAUUACUACCGGGAGAGCAGCUUCUGACAAGUUUAUAUGUCUUCUGAGCAAACCGUAGCCAUAGUGGAUCAGUUAAUAUCCACGAGAAGAGCUGUGCAAGCUAGAAGUACCUUAAAAGGGAAAUCAAUCACAUGACAACUGGCAAACUCUCAAAUGUUUAACUUCCUCUUUGGCUUUACGAAAAUGUAUUUGUUAAACCUCCAGCUCAAGAGGGGUGUAUUUCCUUUGGGAUUUUGCAGACUUUAUACCUCCUGCCCAUUGGCAAAAAUAGUGUUUGGUUUUUUUUUAAAAAAAAAUGAAGCACUUUAUCAAACUGCCGGAAUUAGAAGAUGCCUUUCUGCAGCUGGUAGAUUUAAUGUUUACAGAUUAUGACUUUCAAAAAAAAAAAAAAAAGAGAAGUAAAUAUGAAAUGUCACAAAACAAUGUAUUUGUAAGAGACCUGUACAAUGCAUUAAAAAGGUAAACUUUA
Messenger RNA from Varanus komodoensis (Komodo dragon), 9029 nucleotides. It is a transcript of the gene SNX8, whose product is annotated as sorting nexin 8. Gene Ontology annotation, molecular function: phosphatidylinositol binding. The transcript has 10 exons. Lineage: Eukaryota; Metazoa; Chordata; Lepidosauria; Squamata; Varanidae. The record is from RefSeq and is a predicted model, not a curated record. The coding region runs from base 3301 to 4482 and encodes 393 amino acids. Gene Ontology annotation, biological process: retrograde transport, endosome to Golgi.